Cricetulus griseus (Chinese hamster) is the source of this 908-nucleotide messenger RNA. The record is from RefSeq and is a predicted model, not a curated record. NCBI's taxonomy places the organism in Eukaryota, Metazoa, Chordata, Mammalia, Rodentia, Cricetidae.
CUGAGUGGAUUGCAGCCGUGACAUUUGCUGCUGGCACAGCUGCUCUCGGUUACCUGGCUUACAAAAAGUUCUACGUUAAAGAAAACCGAGCCAAAUCUAUGGUGAACCUUCAGAUCCAGAAAGACAACCCCAAGGUUGUCCACGCUUUCGACAUGGAGGACCUGGGAGAUAAGGCUGUGUACUGCCGCUGCUGGAGGUCCAAAAAGUUUCCGUUCUGUGAUGGAGCUCACAUAAAACAUAACGAAGAGACUGGAGACAACGUGGGACCUCUGAUCAUCAAGAGAAAAGAAACUUAAUGGACAUUUUCAGUGCUGCACCCCAGAGUGUUGUGAUAUCACCUGAUUGUUUAAUUAGAAUUAAUUAAUUAAUGAGAGGCUCACUCUGUCUGAUUGGUCUCCCUGGGUUCUAGAUGUGGUUGGUACCUUGCAAAUCGCAGCUUUCGUAUUCAUGGCAUUAGCCUUGCUAUUGGAAUAUCGUGGUGCACAUUUGUUGAAAGAAGGAGGAGAUAAAAAAGAAAGGGUAAACCGACCUCAUGAUAUAUGGGUUAUUUUGGUCUUGUAAGGAUCCGUUCCUUUACAAUAAUGGUCUUAGAAUAUAGUGGUAUCUUGAGGUUAACGUAUUAAAUUAUUCUCAAAAUCAUGUACAUGAACAUUGUACUUGUAAGUUUAAAGAAAAAAAUCACCUUCUCAUAUUACUUAGUCAACUUGGAAAGUAAUAGAGUGUGAUGACAUUGCAUUGAUUUCUUACAGCAUAGGAGAAACCUACCAUGACCUUGACUGUCCCUGUGGCCCAGGUGAUGACAUGGAUUCAGCUUGUGUUUUAAUGCUUUCAGUCAGAAUUAAUUGAAUGUUAUCCUCCUUGAAGUCGCCCAGGUCAACAAUAAAGGGGCAACAACUUCCUUGUGUUCA